Molecule: messenger RNA, 908 nt
Organism: Osmia bicornis bicornis
Lineage: Eukaryota; Metazoa; Arthropoda; Insecta; Hymenoptera; Megachilidae
Exons: 4
Biological process (GO): protein deubiquitination
Molecular function (GO): cysteine-type deubiquitinase activity
Source: RefSeq, a predicted model, not a curated record
ACUAAACCUAAACUGGACAUCACCAAAGUCCGUAUAUUAGCAUUCUUGAAAGCCCUCUUUUUACCUUGCCUGUGGUGCUUUUAUUUCUGCAGCCACAUCUUCGAGGACGACAGAUGCGUACGUCCCUCGUCGCUGGUCAAGAAUGCAAAAAGGUAUAAUAGAUUCGGACACGAACAGUAUUUGGACCGUGGAGACUUUAACAGCAUUGGCAGCGCUUCGAGAAUUCGACGAGCGAAGUACGUUUCCUUCCGGCAGAACGAUUGGAUCCCUUACACUGAAUUCUCAGGACAAGACACUAGAACCAGUUGGAUCAAACAAAAGCAAAACGAGCGUUCUAUCUUUUCCAAAAGAGGUACGGCUCGUUUAAGGUGCACCGAGGGCACGUUUCGCGUGCACAGCAUUUACGGCGAUGGCAAUUGCAUGUUCCGAGCGAUCAGUUACAUUCUCUGGCGGAAUGAAGACGAGCACCGCUACCUACGUACAAUGGUCGUACAACACAUCAAAGAAAAUUGGCAGGAGUACGGGCCGUUUGUGAUGGCCGAAUGGAACAUAUCCGACCGUCAGACGUACUGCGAUUACAUGAACAUGGUUGGCACGUUCGCCAGCGAGCUCGAGUGCACCGUGGCCACGAAGAUGUACUACAUGAAUCUAUCGAUCUACCGGGAGAUCAACGAAAGGCAAGAGCUGAAACGAGUGUUCCAUAAUCACGUGAGCUCUCGAUACGAGACCGCCAGGCUAUUGUUCACCGGAAACUCGGACAGCGGUCAUUACGACGUUCUGUUUCCCGAAUGACGGGCAUUUUUCGACGAAGAGAAUGUCUGUGCUUGAAAUAAAUUCGAACACUUUCUGUUGUCUCGACGUGCUGCAGAAAUAUUGAAAAAUUAAUGUUCCUUUUUUUAAUUAGGAUA